AUGUAUUCAAGCGAUUCUAGUUUGCCAAUUCUGAUAACAACUGUUCUAAAUCUCCCAUCGGACUGUGGGCACGUGCCGUUUGUCUUGUCCGCUGUCCGCUGUACGCAGGUCACUUGCAUCGGCAGCAGUUGCAGUUCCAUCCGUUUGCACUGCGCCACUCCACUGGCAGGUCGCGUGAGCCUUGACCUUUUGGAACGGCUUUGGUUUCCUAGCGAACUGCAUGGGACGGAGGACAGUUACUGCCACGGGGAUGAUGUUGUGGUUGGCGUCUACUGUGGUGGAGCGAACUGUAUGACCAAAAAGCUUGUGUGUGCGACCUACAUCGCAGAUGACGAGUGUGUCCCCAGCUGUGACAUUUUGGGCUUGGAAUGCGGCGAUGAUGGCUGUGGCGGGUCUUGCGGAACCUGCUCCUCAGAGGACUCAUCCUUGACCCCAAUGUGUCGUGGGGAUGUUGGCCGUUGCGUCUACUUCGUAGCAGCAGACUGGGUCAAUGAAGACAAGUCCAUGACUGCCACGAAUCUGGUCUCAACUGGCAUGGGCUGUUCUGACGACUACUGCGGCAAUGUCCGGCUGAUACAAAUGAAUGUUUUCGUGGAUGCAGCCACUGCAGAGAAGUCGGACUGGAUCUCAGACAACACCGGCCACCGCUGGUUUUGGAACAGCGGGACGGCGGCUUCAGACCAGGCGGCGGAUUGCCCCGAUGGCAUGGCAGUGAGCUAUCUGAAGUGCGAUGGCAGGCAUUGCGACAACUUGCGGCUGCAUUGCGGGAAGCCUUUGCAGUGGCAGGUGGAAAUGACGGAGGAUCCGGUAGUGACCGACUGGUUCAGUGAAGAGCAGGGUCGCAUGGAUUGCCCUGAUGGAAAGGUCGUGACCGGGGUCGAGUGCCAGGACUCCAAGAAAUGGUGCUUCACGAAUUGCCGCAGCUAUUGCGACAACAAACGUCUUCGCUGUCGGUCGAUUAAGCCAGAGAUGGCAGGAGCCGCCAGUCCGGGACUCAUCAUGACAGGAUUAACAUUUCCCAAUGUGCGCUGCCAAUGUGCCAUUGCUUCAAACACUGGUAAUUCAGAUUCUAUAUGA
This is a messenger RNA of Cladocopium goreaui, 1077 nucleotides long. NCBI's taxonomy places the organism in Eukaryota, Dinophyceae, Suessiales, Symbiodiniaceae. The record is from the annotation of a GenBank genome assembly.